Messenger RNA from Andrographis paniculata, 2475 nucleotides. RefSeq names its product transcription factor bHLH110. Gene Ontology annotation, cellular component: nucleus. Gene Ontology annotation, biological process: regulation of transcription by RNA polymerase II. The transcript is spliced from 7 exons. The coding region runs from base 789 to 2141 and encodes 450 amino acids. NCBI's taxonomy places the organism in Eukaryota, Viridiplantae, Streptophyta, Magnoliopsida, Lamiales, Acanthaceae. Gene Ontology annotation, molecular function: DNA-binding transcription factor activity, RNA polymerase II-specific; RNA polymerase II cis-regulatory region sequence-specific DNA binding; protein dimerization activity. The record is from RefSeq and is a predicted model, not a curated record.
GCCUGCAGGCAGAAGGGGCAAUGUUUUGGGGGCUCCCUCAUCUCAUCUUAGCUUGUUCCACUUGCUGUGAAGAUAGCCCAUUGCCCAUAUACAAAAAUAUAAAGACUGCCAACAUGUGGGCAUUCUAGAGAGAGAGAGAGAGAGAGAGAGAGAGAGAGAAAGAGAGAGAGAGGGAGAGAGAAGGGGAGCGCAUGGCUGCUAUGAUUUCUUUGCACAGGCUUUUGUUGAAAGCCUUGGGAUUGAAGGCAGGGAUAUUAAUCAUGGCAUAAAGGAAAAACCAACACUGUAUUUAUUAAUUAUUGUUAUUGUUAUGGUUUUUGUCAUUCAUCUUCGAUCACUCAUGUGUUUGCAGCAGUAGUACUUUGGAACGAAUUUGUUUAGUUUUCUUUUUCUGAGGUUUGAUGAUCAGAUGAGAUCUAGAGAGGGUCUGAUCUGCUAUUCAUUCAUUUUAAUUUUCUUUGCAUUCAUGGCUGUCUAGCUAGCUAGCUACCUUUCUUUUCAAGGCUGCUUUAUGAUGACACAUUGAAAGAGUUGUUGUGUGUAAUAUUAAAGCAGAGAUAGAGAGAGAGAGAGAGAGAGAAAGAAGACUAUAUGUAAAGUAGCUAAAAGCAAGCCAAGAGAGAGAGAGAGAGAGGUAAAUUGGCUGUCACCUGAGCAACUUCUAGAGAGAGAGAGAGAGAGAGAGAGAGAGAGAGAGAGAGAGGUUAAUUAGCUUUGCUAUGAAUCUUUAAAAAUUACUAUCAGUCUUGGGAUUUUCAAGGGCUUUUAAAACAUUAAUAGGCGACUUGAUGAUGGAGUCUGUAAACAGCCACCGCCAUCACCACCACCAUCAUCAGUUGCAGGAACAGCCUGUUGGUUCUUCUUCUUCAUCUUCUUCUUCCUCAUCUUCUUUAGAUACUGCUCCUUGCUAUGGCGUAGGAGCCACUGCACCCAAUGCUUGGAAUCCCAUAACCUUCUUGAACACAGCUGGAUUCAGCAAUCCAUACACCUGCAGCAGUGAUGGCAUAUUGAAUUCGAGGCAAGACAGCACAUCUCAGCUCUUAUCUAAUUCACAGUACAUGAUGACUCCCAUGGCGUCAGACUUGGGCUUCAACUGGGGGGCCAACAACACCCCCGCUGCAAACUUCAUCUUCCCCAACCCCAACCAGUCGGCACAAGAUCUACAGCUUUCGAGGAUUAAAGAAGAGUUCUCAGAUCACUAUCUCAGAAAAUACAGUGAGAUAUUGAGCAGCAGCAGCAGCUCAUCGUCCGGCACCGACGAAUCAGGCCUAAUCAUUAGAAGCUCUACUGAUGAACACCAGAGGAAUUUGCACAAGUCUUUCUCGUCUGGAAAUCUUAUGGACAAGAUUCAGCUUUCACCUGGAGAUCAAUUGUAUCCCAGCAAUGGCGGUGCUGCAAGGGUAGGGCUCAGCCAGAUUUUUCCUAGCAUCAAUAUUUCGAAUUUGAAUCAGACAGGAUUAGCCUGCAAUCCGGGCUCGUUGGAUAUGAACCUGGAGGCUCUCGAUCUUCUUGCUUCUUCAAGAUAUAAUGGCAACUUUGGACCUUCUCCACAGAAUCAUCAAAUUGGGAUGUUAAGGGAUGGAUUCCCUAAUUUUGGAUUUGAUCUUAUGCAGCAACAACAGCAACAUCAAAUCCCACUGUUUAGCCCCAAUAAGGUAUCAUCAGUCUCAAGUAAUGGUUCAGCAGCUGCAGACACAAAACGAAGCUGUAAAAUGGAGACGAAACCCCCACUUGAAAACGCACCAAAGAAAUCGCGAUUGGAAGCACGCGCUUCUUGCCCACCCUUCAAGGUUAGAAAAGAGAAAUUGGGAGAUAGAAUUGCAGCCCUUCAACAGCUCGUUGCUCCUUUUGGAAAGACAGACACAGCAUCCGUACUGAUGGAGGCCAUUGGAUAUAUCAAAUUCCUUCAGAACCAAGUUGAGACUCUAAGCGUUCCUUACAUGAAGGCAUCGCGCAACAAAUCCUCCCGACAAAUCAAAGGGGGAAGUGUUGGAGAAAUGGAAAACCACCAAGAAGAGUCGACAAAGCGCGACUUGAAAAGCCGGGGCCUGUGCUUGGUUCCAUUGUCGUGCUUGUCUUACAUCGCGGAUGGCGGCAGCGCGGUUGUGUGGCCGCCGUCGCACUUGGGCGGCGCCACCUAAUGACCGAUCGUGACUACGUAUGAAUUAAUCGAUGCAUGCAUGCACCAGCCAGUGUAUGAGUUUAUUACUAUAUAUAUAUAGGGAUGGCUGAUUGGGGAUUUAAUUACCUAUGCUUAAUGGAGCAACCUUGGUCAUAUUCCUACUAGCAAAAAAAAAAAAAAGGAAAAAAGUAAUUUAUUAAGGACCAAACUUAAUUUUUGUUUGGAAUGGACCAAGUUUGAUCCAUUGCUGACAUUUAAUUUCCCAAUACUGUUGCUACAUUGUUUGUGUAACCUAAUUUUACUCUUCCAUUUAUGUUCUUGUUAUGUUAUAUUACUAUUGUUGAGUAAUUUAA